Molecule: messenger RNA, 1113 nt
Organism: Penicillium macrosclerotiorum
Lineage: Eukaryota; Fungi; Ascomycota; Eurotiomycetes; Eurotiales; Aspergillaceae
Product: mitochondrial 37S ribosomal protein uS2m
Exons: 2
Coding region: 1-1113 (370 amino acids)
Biological process (GO): translation
Cellular component (GO): mitochondrial small ribosomal subunit; ribosome
Molecular function (GO): structural constituent of ribosome
Source: RefSeq, a predicted model, not a curated record
AUGAUUGUACGGAAAUUGUGUGUGCGACAGAGUGAGUAUACUCCAAUUGUAUUACUAGUCUACAUCGUUUCUCCCGCUAACCAAUUCUCCCAACUAGGCCGCCAGCUGCUGGCCCUGAAUCGCCAGACCCCGGCUUUUAGCCGAUUCCUUUCUACAGAGACCCCGACCGAGACGACGGUGCGGACCCCCGCAAAGGGGACCAUCUCUCCAUCAGAAAAUCCUCUGCACGAGGUAGUACAGGCAUCAAGGGCCAGCGCAUCGCUCAGCCAACAAGAGUCAUGGGGUGAACUCGAGAAGCGCAGACACAAAUUCAACAAACUCGGCUCCUCCGUCAAGGAAUCCUACGACCCCGAAGACGUCAUUCGCAACCCUCCCAAGCCCUCCGACAUCACCCUGGAAAUGCUUCUCGCUGCCGGCACACACCUAGGCCACUCGACUUCGCGCUGGAACCCCCAGAACUCGCGAUACAUCUUUGGUAUCCGCGAGGGCGUGCACGUUAUCUCGCUCGACGUGACCGCCGCAUACCUGCGGCGCGCAGCCAAAGUUGUGGAGGAGGUCGCUGCACGCGGCGGCAUUAUUCUGUUCGCUGGCACUCGCAAGGGCCAGAAGCGGGCAGUGGUACGCGCGGCUGAGCUCGCCGGCGGUUACCACAUCUUCGAGCGGUGGAUCCCGGGUUCGCUGACGAACGGCCAGCAGAUCCUAGGCCACUGCGAGACCAAGGUGGUCAACGCGAUGGAUGAGGAUCUGCCCCAGUUCAAGGCGGAUCUGGCAGACCGCCCGGUCGUCAAGCCCGAUCUGGUUGUGUGCCUGAACCCGCUGGAGAACGUGGUACUCCUGCACGAGUGCGGUUUGAACAAUGUUCCUACCAUCGGAAUCAUUGACACUGAUGCCGACCCGACUCGUGUCACCUACCCUAUCCCAGCAAACGAUGAUACUCUGCGCGGAACCUGUCUCAUUGCGGGUGUGUUGGGCCGUGCUGGCCAGGCUGGCCAGCAACGGAGACUGCAGGCCGCCCGCGAGGGCAAGACGACCUACACCCCAAUCACAAAGCAUGAACUGCGGAUGGAUCCGUUCACGGGAACUAUUCCUGGUGCGGAGCAGAAGCAGGACUAG